CGACGUCAACCCGGCCGCUCAGCUCGUCUGUGGUGGCCAGCAGAGCGAGAGCACGUCCGCAUAUCCAUCUUGAUCCGUCGACCAAGGAGAUACACAUUACAGCGCGUACGACCAUGGCGUCGUCGUCCAGGGCUCCGGCGAUGAUGGUGGUCGUCGCGGCCGUGAUCAUGGCGGCGGCACACCUCGCGAGCGGCAGCGGCUAUGACAGUGCUGCGGCGGCGCCUUUCACCAAGUCGGACUGGCAAGACGGCAGCGCCACCUUCUACGGCCAAGACUCCGGCCUUGGCGCAGACUUCGGCGGCGCGUGCGGCUACGGCGCCAACGACAUCCUGUCGCUCUACUCGACGCGCACGGCGGCGCUGAGCACGCCGCUGUUCGCGAGCGGCGCCGGGUGCGGGCAGUGCUACGAGCUGCGGUGCGUCAGCUCCCGGUGGUGCAACCCGGGUUCGCCGUCCGUCGUCGUCACCGGCACCAACCUCUGCCCGCCCAACUGGAACCUCCCCAGCGACAACGGCGGCUGGUGCAACCCGCCGCGGAGGCACUUCGACAUGGCGCCGCCGUCCUUCCUCAUCCUCGCGCAGCGCGUGGCGGGCAUCGUCCCCGUGCAGUUCCGCCGCGUCCCGUGCCAGCGCUCCGGCGGGGUCAGGUUCUACGUGCAGGGCAACUACUACUGGCUCCUGCUCUACGUCAUGAACGUCGGCGGCAGCGGCGACGUCGGCGACCUCGCCGUCAAGAGGGCCGGCGAGCCGGACUGCAACUACGUGCCCGCGUCGCGCAACUGGGGCAUCACGUACCAGGUGUUCGCCGCGCUCGGCAACAGCAAGGGCCUCGUCGUCAGGAUGACCACCUACAGCUUGCCGCGGAAGAUCAUCGUCGUCGACGACGCCAUCACCGCCGGGUGGUGCACUGGACUCUCCUACCAGGGAUCCAACAACUUCUAUUGAUUAUCGAUCAUAUUCCUUCUUAAUUUGUUUCACUUGUUUUUCGUGCAUGAUGGAUCGAUAUGCCUGCAUACAUGAUCCUUGUACAUCAAUUUCAGUUGUUUUUUCGUUUCCUGGAUGCUCUCGCUUUAAUUUUGUUUUGGAUUCAUAGCUAGGAUCUAUCUAUCUAUAUAUGCUGCUAAUUGGUCUUAUUCAGUUCGAAUUGAGUA
Molecule: messenger RNA, 1150 nt
Organism: Sorghum bicolor (sorghum)
Lineage: Eukaryota; Viridiplantae; Streptophyta; Magnoliopsida; Poales; Poaceae
Product: expansin-A17
Exons: 2
Coding region: 114-944 (276 amino acids)
Biological process (GO): plant-type cell wall organization
Cellular component (GO): extracellular region
Source: RefSeq, a predicted model, not a curated record